GGCGGGACCCGCUGGAUGGAUGACUGGAGUUUCCCUUGCGGUCUGAAGAUUAAUGGAAGGGUCUGUUGAUUUAAGUAAUCGACUAUCAGGUGAUCGGUACCAUUGCACUUGACGGCUGGAUUAGGAAUGAAUGGAGGGGCAUCCAUUUGAAACAGCCAUCGGGGGAAAUCGCGAAUAACCCUGGUACCACUUUUUGUCAUCCUGGCCUCAACUGAAGAAGGCCUGCCUACAUAGAGAUAGCACCUAGGUAGGUCAGGCCAGGAUACGACUGCGAGGGACGCUAACAGCUAACACUAGCCUGCUCGUUUGACAGACGGAAAACGGCUUUCGACGGUCUGUCCAAUGGUUCUGACUGGAUUUUAGAUAAAGCAAGCCUUGUCUGGGAAUUAAGAACAGUCGAGCGUCGUCUCAACCUGCAGACUCUCGCAAGUGGAAAUUGCCAGGCUAAAGCUAUUACGCUAACGUUCGCUGUCCAUCUCUGCUAGUGUUAGCCGCCGUGCUAGACUAGCUAACUCAAAGCGUUAGUUUCAGCUGCGGACUUGGAUAAGACACUCGCUCGCCUCGAGUGUUUCUGGAUCUGUUGUGCGAAGGUGCUUGAAGGCGCGCACAGUUACACACUAUAAUUAUUUAAUAAUGAUAGCUGUUAGCUAGUAGCCAGCUUGUGAACACAUCGACUGCGGUAAGAGGAGGUAUCGCAUCACUCUACGACUUGUGAAGGGAAACUCAGCCCGAACCCAGGGAGUCCACUAUCGGCCUGCUGCCAUCAUGGGCAACACGCCCACCGCAAAGAAGGGCAAUGAGAUGGAGAGCGUGAAGGAGUUUCUUGCCAAAGCCAAAGAAGAUUUCCUGAAGAAAUGGGAGAAUCCAUUACAGCAAACUGCAGCAUUGGACCACUUUGAGCGUUUGAAGACCUUAGGCACUGGUUCGUUUGGUCGAGUCAUGCUGGUUAAACACAAAGAGUCGGGCCAGCAUUUUGCAAUGAAAAUACUUGAUAGACAGAAGGUAGUGAAGCUGAAGCAGAUAGAGCACACACUGAACGAGAAACGUAUCCUGCAGGCCGUCAGCUUUCCCUUCCUGGUGCGCCUGGAGCACUCUUUUAAGGACAACAGUAAUCUGUAUAUGAUAAUGGAGUAUGUACCCGGGGGAGAAAUGUUCUCACACUUAAGGAGAAUCGGUAGAUUUAGUGAACCACACGCCCGCUUCUAUGCAGCCCAGAUUGUACUGACCUUUGAGUACCUUCACUCACUUGAUCUCAUCUACCGAGAUCUGAAGCCAGAGAACCUGCUCAUCGACCACCAAGGUUACAUACAGGUAACAGAUUUUGGAUUUGCAAAACGGGUGAAAGGCCGAACCUGGACGCUCUGUGGGACUCCAGAGUACCUGGCACCGGAGAUCAUCCUCAGUAAGGGUUACAAUAAAGCAGUGGAUUGGUGGGCUCUGGGAGUGCUGAUAUAUGAGAUGGCUGCUGGUUACCCACCCUUCUUUGCAGACCAGCCUAUUCAGAUUUACGAGAAGAUUGUAUCGGGGAAGGUUCGCUUUCCCUCUCACUUCAGCUCAGACCUGAAAGAUCUGCUUAGAAAUUUGCUUCAGGUGGAUCUGACCAAGCGCUUUGGCAACCUCAGGAAUGGAGUCAAUGAUAUCAAGGGCCACAAGUGGUUUGCCACCACCGACUGGAUUGCCAUCUACCAGAGGAAGGUGGAAGCUCCCUUUAUUCCCAAGUGCAAAGGCCCCGGUGACACGAGCAACUUUGACGACUACGAGGAAGAGGAAAUCCGAGUCUCCUUCACAGAGAAGUGUGCAAAGGAGUUUGCCGAGUUCUAGUUUUUCAACGACGAGUAGGAAGAGAUAACGAGAGCGAGGGAGAGAGACAGGCAUUUAGAGAGUAAACGGGGGUCUGAGGAUGGGACGCGCUAGGGUGGACUGCUAACUUGCUUAUUUAUAAUGACGACAACAAUGUAAAAUCCCCCCUCCCCCCCUACCGCAGUGGAAAAUGUAGGCAAAGUGAAGAAAGAUCCAGCAGAACCAGCAGUGUUGCCUUUUCUGAUUGUUUCUCAACUGUUACUUGUUUGUUUUUAUUUAUCCCUCUUGUGUUUUGUGGCAGGGGCUUUGGGAGAACAGACGUAGGUUGUGGCUAUUCAGCUUGACUUGGAUCUUUCUGAUGGUGUAAUGACACAUUUUAAGUCUUUGCAGGUUUGGUCAUUGAUUUUCUGUUGAGGUACUGAAUCUGCUUGACUCCCCCCUCCCUCCCUCUCCCCCCCCUUUUCUGAGCGGGCCCACUCUACAGUCUUCAAGGAGUGAUUGUUGUAUCUCGUCACCAUGCUCCCUCCCCCCCCAUCUCUCCAUACUGAAUCUGUCCAAGCAAUACCAAGUCCAACAGAUGUGCCUAUCAUAAUGCCAACUGGUUGGAAAACUGCGUCGGAAGCAUUGGUGCAGAGCUUUGGCUGUGGUGGUGUCGGCCUUUAGUGACCGUUUCGGUUGAAAGCUUGGAAAAAAAACUCUGCGCCGGCCUUAGUCUGCUCAGUGUGGCAUGAUUAUUGGGUAGAUGAUGCACUCACUGUUUACAGGUGAAGCAGUGGGGACCUCUCUGAUCAAAAGGAUUUAUCAUAGUUAACUUUCAUCUAGGUCUUACUGCUUUUUGGGGACCUGUAAGGAAUGGUAAACAAUGAGCUUUGCGUUUAAAUUUGUCUUUUUCUUAGCUGGAUUUAUUAGAGCAUUUAAAAAAAAAAAGAAAAGAAAAUCCUACUGGUGAUCAUUUUGUUCUUUUUCUUUGUCGAUCUCUGUGCUUGCGUGUUAUUUAGUGCUCAAGAGUUGGUUUAAAAAGCUAUGAUUUAGCAGCGACUAACAUUGUGGUCACACUCCUGACUAUUGUUUAUUUAAUUCAUAGUACUUUUAUAUAUAU
Molecule: messenger RNA, 2899 nt
Organism: Solea senegalensis (Senegalese sole)
Lineage: Eukaryota; Metazoa; Chordata; Actinopteri; Pleuronectiformes; Soleidae
Gene: prkacaa
Product: protein kinase, cAMP-dependent, catalytic, alpha, genome duplicate a
Exons: 10
Coding region: 766-1821 (351 amino acids)
Biological process (GO): peptidyl-serine phosphorylation
Cellular component (GO): nucleus; cAMP-dependent protein kinase complex
Molecular function (GO): cAMP-dependent protein kinase activity; protein kinase A regulatory subunit binding; ATP binding
Source: RefSeq, a predicted model, not a curated record